Messenger RNA from Kalmanozyma brasiliensis GHG001, 1125 nucleotides. RefSeq lists its product as uncharacterized. The record is from RefSeq and is a predicted model, not a curated record. The transcript is spliced from 2 exons. Bases 1 to 1125 code for a protein of 374 amino acids. NCBI's taxonomy places the organism in Eukaryota, Fungi, Basidiomycota, Ustilaginomycetes, Ustilaginales.
AUGGCCGGCAGUACAGCUCUGGGCCCUGGGUCGUCAUUCCCUUCCAUGGACCUCUCCUUGGGCUGCAUGUACAUCGGUGUCAUGCUCAACGUCUGGCUCUACGGUUUCUCCAUCGUUCAAGCCUACAUCUACUAUGUCAACUUCAAGAACGACAAGCCUCUCAUGAGGUACUUUGUGCUCUUCCUCGUCAUCGCCGACUCGAUCAACGCCGUCUUUGACCAGGUCUUCAUGUACCAGUACCUCGUCUCCAAUUUUGGCAACCUCGUCUACGCCACCAAGAGUAAUCGCGCCUUUGCUGCCGAUCCCGUCAUGACCGGUAUCAUCGCCUUCUCCACCCAGCUCUUCUUCGCUUGGCGUGUGUACAAGCUGAUGCACUCCAAGAUCAUGCCCGCUCUCAUUGCCACCGGUGCCGCCGUCUCGCUCCUCAGCGCUAUCGGCACCACUGUCGGUGUCGAGAUCGUCCUCUUCUUCCAGGAAUUCCAAAAGUUCCAGGUGGUCGUCAUCUUGUGGCUCGGCUUUGCUGCGCUCACCGACGUCCUCAUCACGGGCUCGCUCGUCUGGACACUCAACAAGUCGCGAACCGGUUUUGCCGGCACCGACGACGUCAUUACCAAGUUGAUUCGAAUGACGCUCCAGACCGGUGCGCUCACCACCGUGUUCGCCAUUGUCGAUCUCGUCCUCUUCCUGACUUCCACCACAACGCUCCACUUGGUCUUCAACCUGCCGCUCGCCAAGCUCUACGUCAACUCGCUGCUUUCCACGCUCAACGCACGUGUCACCAUCGGUCAGGGUGCUCAGCAGUACACCAUGGAGGGCUCAAACAGCGACAAUGCUCGCCGUGGCAUUUCGACCACCCGAACCAAGCGCUCCGGUGCUUUCCGUCCCGGUGGAAACAACCAGCCCAACGUCAUCCGCACUCAGGUCUCGAUGCACGACGAUGUCGAGAAUGGUCUCGGCGACUACAACAGUCAGGACAACUUUGAAACCGGCAUCCACAUCAAGACUAUCGAAGAGACCUUUGAGGAGCGACAUGAGCGCGACGGCAUGCGUGGCUACCCAAGCUCGCAAGAGAGCUCGCUCCCCGUUCUGGAGAAGAGCAGCCGUAGCGACAAGGACUCGCUCUGA